AUGGGGUCCCCGAGACAGGACCCCCACGGGUCGAAAAUGAGGAGAGUGCGUUUCUCUUUCGGCCCCCAAGGAGCGGGAGAACCGGCUGCUGGGGCUUACUCGGCAGCCGACGAGGUUCAGCAGCUCAGGGCUGGACCGGCCGGGACUGGGGCGGAGUGCGACCCCGAGGGUUGCUGGGCAGCGUCGAGACCCGGGGAGCACGGAACGGAGAAAUUGCGAAAACUUUCCGCAAGGGGACGCCAUUUCCAGGUGUCGCAGGCUCCCGACAACAGCGCUCCCUCCUUGGCAGUCACCGUCAGUGAACCACGCCGUGACCCUGGAGAUGAACGCUUGGAUUCCUGGAGCAAGUUUGCUAAGGACUCUAGGAGUUCCCCUCCACCAUAUCUCAGUUUAAUAAAUAAUUUUUUCAAGCCAGAGAAACUAAGAAACUCAGAGACGAGGUUUAAAGAAAAGACAGUGGUGGAAAUGAUGAAGCUGAACAACCAAAUAAAACAAACUCAAAUCCAGCAAGAAUUACUAAUGGAGGAGACCAGGCAGCUGUACGCUGAAAAGUUACUUGUCCAGACUGAAAACAAAUUCUUUCUGGAAUACCUAACCAAGAAAACUGAGGAGUAUGGAGGGCAGCCUGAAAAGCUGUGCAACAACUACUUACAAAAAACUGAGGAGAUUGAACGAAGGAGGCAAGAAUCAGCCUCCAAAUAUGCGAAACAAACUUCAGUGUUUAAAAGGGAGCUCUUGCAGAAGGAAAAGAUCCAGUUCAACUUAAAGCAGCAGUUGCAGGCACUGAGGAAUGUUUCACUAUUAAAGGAGAAACAGGAGAGAGAAAUACAGAUAUUACAGGAGGAGAAGAAGAAAACCCAAGCUGAGACAGAUGCAAAGAAACAGGAAGUCCAGGUCCAGUUACUCCAGGAAAAAGCAUUCCUGGAGAAACAACUGAGUGAGCCAGACAUGAGGCAGUUGGGAAAGAGAAAAAGAAAGGAGCUUGACAGGAAGGCCCAGGCCUUGGAGCAGGAAGCAAAGCAGUAUACUUUUGAGUUCUACUGCAGCAUCAGGAGAGAGAACCGGGAGUUAGGGAAGAAAUUACUGCAGCAAACUCAGCAAUGCCAGGAGUUGCAGGCUAUUAAAAGCCAGUUAAAAAAUCAGAAGCAGCAGCUGCAGCAGGAGCAGUGGUAUGUGCAGUGCUUAAUCCGGGGGAGGCAACGAUUGCAAAGAAGGCAUAAUUGGUGCCCAAGACAGGAUGCUCCAAAGGCCACAAUAACACCUCCCCUGAGUACCAAACCAAGGAUUAAUCCAAAGCAAUUCCUAAAAUAACACUGCUUCAGUAAGGACUGGAGUAUUCUUAUGUGCUGCAUACACCUGGCUAGGAAGGCUUUGGGACCUCAGACUGCUAUGAUAAAACAUCCAUCAUGAUGUGUUAGUGUGAAAGAUUAGGUGCGUUUUUCCAGCAGUAUGCUAGACAUUUGUGCCACCAGCUUCCCUUAAUUAGGUUUUUCCGUAAUUAGAUCUUGUUAAUAAACAGGAUGUUCCUUAACUCUCCAGAUAACCUAAUACCAUUUCCCAAACACCAGUACAUUAAACUAGCUCAAGAAAAGCACCCUGAGGUAGUGAAAGGAAAACGGUUGUGAUUUAUUUCAUCUAGCUAAGUUAGAUUUCUAAGAAUAGCAUUUCAGAUUGACUUUAUAUAGUGCCUUCUGCUCUGUAAACAACCAGUGAUCCUCAUGUCUCUUGGCCAGUUGCACACAAAGAAGGCAAAGUGCUUUUAAGCUCUUUUCCAGGUCUGCACCAGUGACCAGACAGUUCCUGCUCUAGUUUUGUCAAGUGAAAGAGUAAUCUAACUAAAAGGCAUGUUCAGUAAGAGCUAGGCUGGAGGAAGGGGGUGGAGCACUGGGCAGAAUGACCUUUUGUCUGACGCUCAGCCCCUACAAUUUUAGCUUUGAGUAAAUUGAGAAGGGAAGAGCAGAUAAAGGGGAUGUCUGUUAGGUCAGCUCUUACUUUUGAAAAUCUUGUCUGUGAAGAAAUACCUCUAGCAUUAAUGAGGUCACUGCUUAUUUCAGGAAAACAUAUGAAAAAAAGUUUUAAAAUAUUGGGACAACUUUAAAGAGUCUUGUGCCAUCUAUUUCCCUAACAACAUUCUAAAUUCUAAGACAAGUAAGAUUAGUUAAUGUUAGAUAUAGUAAGUACUUCAGUUUUAGGUCACUUACUACAUUUUCUUCCUACUAUGUGUGCACUUCCUACUAUGUGUGUACAUGAAAUGCCUUUUGUAAUCAAUAUGUGCCUUAAGUUUAUUUAGAAGAACUGGAAAUAAUAUUUUUAAUUAGUAUAGACUUUUAGGGUAGUUUUUAAAAAAUUUUUUUGCACUUAAUGACCUACUGAUGGCUGGACUAGUUAUUUGCAUGCUCAAUCCGAGUACAGGAAUAUAAUCCCAUAUUUUAACAUCACUCCUCUAUGGGAAAAUAAAAUCAACUUUGUUUUCCAGAAAUUGUUAGUGGUGAAAAACUUCAAAAUAAUUUUCCUGAUUUUCAGUUUUAUUCCUACGUAAAAUGAAUUCCUUUAAAAUUGUGGAGUAAAAAAUUUUUUCUCCCUCAAUGCCUUCAACUUUUAAACAAUGUUUUUGUUAAAUGUGUAGUUUGUUAUUAAAAAUAAAAACCUUAGAUUAUAAUG
Mirounga angustirostris (Northern elephant seal) is the source of this 2661-nucleotide messenger RNA. It is a transcript of the gene CCDC121, whose product is annotated as coiled-coil domain containing 121. The coding region runs from base 1 to 1311 and encodes 436 amino acids. NCBI's taxonomy places the organism in Eukaryota, Metazoa, Chordata, Mammalia, Carnivora, Phocidae. The record is from RefSeq and is a predicted model, not a curated record. The transcript is spliced from 2 exons.